GAGGAAGAGUGAUUUAGUGAUCUGGCUUGCUUGAACGUUUCCAUUUUUGCUUUUUACUGUCUGUGCAGAUGCUAGGGAGACUCCAGCUUUGCAUCCGGAAAACAGCAAAUGCCUCCCUGUGUGCUGACUCUUUGACCUUGCUCCACAAUCAGAGACUGACAUCCACCCCUCAAAGGCAUAGACAACAAAAGAAAUUACAUUGAAAGCAAACCAGGAGGGCUUAACCUGCUGUGAUGUUUGCCAGGAUGUCUGAGCUCCGGGUUCUGCUGUUAAUUGUUCUGAUGGGAAAGUCUGCAGAUGGGUUCUUCUUGAAGCUGUUGCCCCACGACCUGGACCCAGAUUGGACUCCUGACUUCUACGAUUACAGCUACGAGGAAAAUAUCCAGGACGAAAACACCAAUACUUCACUGGCCUACUCUGAGAACCCUGACUGGUAUUAUGCAGAUGAUGAUCCGUGCCAGUCCAACCCCUGUGAACAUGGUGGGAACUGUGUCAUCAGCGGGGACACCUUCAGGUGCAGCUGUCAGCCCCCCUUCUCUGGGAACAGGUGUCAGAAUGUGGAAACCAGGUGCAGGAACAACCCAUGUGGCCAAGGCGAAUGUCUCAUCACCCAGAGUCCUCCCUACUACCACUGUGCCUGCAAACAUCCUUACACAGGUCCAGACUGUUCCAGAGUGCUUCCGGUGUGCCGGCCAAAUCCCUGCCAGAAUGGUGGCCUCUGCUCCCGCCAUAGGCGGAGAUCCAAGUUCAGCUGUACCUGUUCUGAGCAGUUCAAGGGAAGAUUCUGCGAAAUAGGCUCUGAUGACUGCUAUGUCGGUGAUGGCUACUCUUACCGGGGCAGAGUGAGCAGGACAGUCAACCAGCACACGUGUCUGCACUGGAACUCCCACCUCCUCAUGCAGGAGAAUUACAACAUGUUCAUGGAGGAUGCCGAGGGCCAUGGGAUCGGGGAGCACAACUUCUGCAGAAACCCAGAUGGGGACCAAAAGCCCUGGUGCUUUAUUAAAGCUAACAGUGAGAUGGUGAAAUGGGAGUACUGUGAUGUCUCCGCUUGCUCAGCUCUAGACACUGCCAACCCAGAGCAGAGGCCCGUGGACUCUCCGAUCCAGCAUUUGGGGUUUGACUCCUGCGGGAGGACGGAGGUUGCAGAGAGAAAGAUCAAGAGGAUCUACGGAGGCUUUAAGAGCACAGUGGGCAAGCACCCGUGGCAGGCAUCGCUGCAGACCUCGGUGCCUUUGGCCACCUCCAUACCCCAAGGCCACUUCUGCGGUGGUGCACUGAUCCACCCCUGCUGGGUGCUCACUGCUGCCCACUGUACUGACAUAAAGACCAAACAUUUAAAAGUUGUGCUAGGGGACCAGGACCUGAAGAAGACAGAAUUCCAUGAGCAGACCUUCAGAGUGGAGAAGAUAAUCAAGUACAACCACUAUAACGAAAGAGAUGAGAUUCCACACAACGACAUUGCUUUGCUCAAGUUAAAGCCAGUGGAUGGGCACUGUGCUCUGGAAUCCAAAUACGUGAAGACGGUUUGUUUGCCCGAUGAUUCCUUUCCCUCGGGGACUGAGUGCCACAUCUCUGGCUGGGGUGUGACAGAAACAGGGGAAGGGUCCCGACAGCUUCUGGAUGCCAAAGUCAAGCUGAUUGCCAGCACUUUAUGCAACUCCCGAAGACUCUAUGACCAAACGAUUGAUGAUAGUAUGAUUUGUGCAGGAAACCUUCAGAAACCUGGGCAAGACACCUGCCAGGGUGACUCUGGAGGUCCUCUGACCUGUGAGAAGAACGGCAUCUACUACGUCUAUGGGAUUGUGAGCUGGGGCCAGGAAUGUGGGAAAAAGCCAGGGGUCUAUACCCAAGUUACCAAGUUCCUGAACUGGAUCAAAACCACCAUGCAAAAGGAGGCUGUCUGAGGUCCUGGAACCUCGGAGCCCACCCUCCUCUGCACCAGACUAAGCAGACCUCAUGGGCAGCGAGGCGUACAGCGGAGUGUGCUGCUCUAGGCAGAGACACCUGCCGCCUGCCCUGGGUCGUGCCAGCCAGCAUGCAGAGCACUUCCCCAGGCUCCCUCUGCCUCCCUGGGGAGCCCAGGAAUGAGGCACUCAACACUGGAUGUAUUAGCUUUGCUUCCCUUCGGACAACUGUACCUUCUAGAAAAUCAGUGUUCACAGAGCCUGCCUCUGCCAGGGACACCUACAAAUGCGAGAUCACAGAAUGCCCUGCCCCAGUGACGGUCACCUUGACUCUUUACUCUCAUCCCAAACACCUAAAGUACUCAACAGCCCCCAUUCUCAUCCAGGUAUUACAGAAAAGAACAAAAAUACAAUAUCUUCUAUUUGCUUUCAGAGUUGUCAUUUUAAUAAAGGCAGAUCUGGA
This is a messenger RNA of Heterocephalus glaber (naked mole-rat), 2370 nucleotides long. It is a transcript of the gene Habp2, whose product is annotated as hyaluronan binding protein 2. NCBI's taxonomy places the organism in Eukaryota, Metazoa, Chordata, Mammalia, Rodentia, Bathyergidae. The record is from RefSeq and is a predicted model, not a curated record. Gene Ontology annotation, molecular function: serine-type endopeptidase activity; calcium ion binding. Gene Ontology annotation, biological process: proteolysis.